This is a messenger RNA of Venturia canescens, 1671 nucleotides long. RefSeq names its product Katazuke (gene Kaz). Gene Ontology annotation, molecular function: ubiquitin protein ligase activity; protein binding. The record is from RefSeq and is a predicted model, not a curated record. Lineage: Eukaryota; Metazoa; Arthropoda; Insecta; Hymenoptera; Ichneumonidae. The coding region runs from base 319 to 1494 and encodes 391 amino acids. Gene Ontology annotation, biological process: proteasome-mediated ubiquitin-dependent protein catabolic process. Gene Ontology annotation, cellular component: nucleus; GID complex; cytoplasm. The transcript has 5 exons.
ACCUCUAUAUCAGUUGGCCCGUGGCCCGUGGUUCGUGUGUCGAAAGAACUGAUUCCAGUCGACGCUGGGCGCCGAUCUUUGUCUUCACCCACGGAAAGCAUUCCUGCUCUCGCUCUUUCGCUCACUUGUCUCUCCAUCGCUCUCGCUGUCGCUGUGUUUACGACAAAACAGUAUCAGCUGGCAAGAAAUGGCCUGGAGUUUCGCGUGUGUUUGGGCGUGAUAAUAAAUUUAUUAUCGAUUCGUUCACGAACAUUUACGAACAAAUUAAAUCGUUACGAUCAUUGUCUGUGGUUAAUAACAUAAAAAAAAUAUCCAAAAAUGUCGGACGUUAAAAGUUUGGAGCAUUCUACGUUGAAGGUACCGUACGAGCUUCUCAACAAAAAAUUUAGAUCAACGCAAAAAGUGUUAGACAAAGAAGUAUGCCAUGUUCACAUAGCUACGAACGAAUUGGAAAAAGGAUUGAAGACGUCAGACACGCCGGCUCAGACAGGUGAAAUAACAAGACUUUUAGGGGGUGUAGUUGCCAAACUCCAAGUUCUGAAACGCAAGGCUGAAGAAUCUAUCGCCGAAGAAUUGCAAGCUGGUAUAGUAUGUAAAAGGCGACUCGAUCAUUUGAAAGAGCAUGGAAACACAGCACCGAGUGCUGUUAAUCAGUGGAGGAGACAACGUCUUGACAGAAUGUUGGUGGAAUAUUUUUUGCGCAAAGGUUACUACAAAACUGCUACAAAAUUGGCUGACAGUAUGGAGCUCAGAGAUCUCACGAAUAUCGAUGUUUUCAUGGUUUCACGAGAGGUUGAAAUAUCACUGGCAAACCACGAGACAGCAAGAUGUCUAGGUUGGUGUUACGACAACCGUUCAAAGCUUCGUAAAUUGGGCAGUACAAUGGAAUUCAAUUUGCGAGUCCAAGAAUUCAUCGAGCUCGUCAGAUCGGAUCGUCGUUUAGAUGCGGUUAAACACGCUCGUAAAUGUUUUUCCAAUUAUGAUGAUUAUCAGCUUCAAGAGAUUCAGAACUGUAUGGGACAACUCGCUUUUCCGGCCAAUGCCUACCUCAGUCCAUACAAAUUUCUCCUUGACGAAAGAAGAUGGGACAAACUCAUAGAACAAUUUCGACAUGAAAAUUUCAAACUUUUUCAAUUAGCGAGCCAGAGCGUAUUUACCGUUGCGCUGCAGGCUGGAUUGUCGGCUCUCAAAACACCACAGUGUUACAGCGCCAAUAAAGAAGGCAAAAAUCCUAGUUGUCCAGUUUGCAACGAAGCCCUCAACGAAUUAGCUGCUCCAUUGCCAUUUGCUCAUUGCUCACAAUCACGAUUGGUCUGUAGCAUUAGUGGUAAGCCACUUAAUGAGUACAAUCAACCGAUGAUGAUGCCGAAUGGUUAUGUGUACGGUGAACAGGCUUUGGAGAAAAUGGCUCUUCAAUACAAUGGUGCUGUAAUCUGUCCGAAGACCAAAGAAGCAUUCCCAUUCAGGAAGAUCGAGAAAGUUUAUGUUAUGUAAGAUAAUUGUUUAGUGAUAAUAAAGAAAAAAAAUCAUAUUAACGAUAAUUAUGCAUUGAUUAGUCUUAAGAAUCACAUAAUGUAUGUAUCUUUUCGCGUAUUUACGAUUCGGCAGUAUGUCACUAAAACGUGUGAAAUCUCUAUCGAUUAUAAGAAUAAAUAUAUUUUGAAAAAAGUU